This is a messenger RNA of Acanthosepion pharaonis, 636 nucleotides long. The record is from the annotation of a GenBank genome assembly. NCBI's taxonomy places the organism in Eukaryota, Metazoa, Mollusca, Cephalopoda, Sepiida, Sepiidae.
AUGAAAUAUGAUGAAAUUAUUGAAGAUGUUGGCGGUUGUGGAUUAUACCAGAAGUUUAUUCUGACUUUAUUAUACACUUUACCCGUGUUUGAUGGCCUGCAGAUUGGUAGUUUAGUGUUUAUUGCACCAGAAAUACACCAUAGAUGUGCUAUUCCUGGUUUACCAAACGACACCUACGAAGUCCAAGAUACGAACCACGCUGAUCUGAUCAAAGUCUAUAUUCCACAGCACAUGGAAGAUGGCGAGAUACCUGUAGUGUGUUUUCGAGCCGAUUUGAGACUAAUUCUUUCCAAUAUUGAUUUACAAGGCAAACAGCCUUCAACUUAUUACAACAAAUUCUUCAUUAUCUAUCUAUCUAUCUACUUACGACCACAUCACGUUGAAACACCUAUAAGCUGUAAAAGGUUGAUAAGCCAUAAAAUGAAUCUAUCUAUCUAUCUAUGUAUCUAUCUAUCUAUCUAUCUAUCUAUCUAUCUAUCUAUCUAUCUAUCUAUCUAUCUAUCUAUCUCAGUCUCUACUUUAUCUAUUUAUCUAUCUAUCUAUCUAUCUAUCUAUCUAUCUAUCUCAGUCUCUACUUUAUCUAUCUAUCUAUCUAUCUAUCUAUCUAUCUAUCUAUCUAUCUAUCUAUCUAUUUAA